Messenger RNA from Onychostoma macrolepis, 960 nucleotides. Its product is annotated as polyubiquitin-like. The transcript has 2 exons. The coding region runs from base 136 to 606 and encodes 156 amino acids. Lineage: Eukaryota; Metazoa; Chordata; Actinopteri; Cypriniformes; Cyprinidae. Gene Ontology annotation, cellular component: cytoplasm; nucleus. Gene Ontology annotation, biological process: modification-dependent protein catabolic process; protein ubiquitination. Gene Ontology annotation, molecular function: protein tag activity; ubiquitin protein ligase binding. The record is from RefSeq and is a predicted model, not a curated record.
AAGCUUUAUAUAUCCGUGCCUUUGCUCAGUGUAACCAGAGGCACAUUAUUUGAGAUUCCGGUGCGACUUACAAGACUUAUUGAAGAAAAUAUCCAACGAAAGUCAUAUUCAGCAAAGUAUUCGAACAACCAGACGAUGAAGCUGAUAAUUAGACUGAUGAGCGGACUUGUGAAGCAUCUGGAAGUGGACGGUAAUACCACGGUUGGCGAACUCAAGCGGCUGAUUUCUCAGCACUUCGGAGAGCCUCCUAACAAACAGAAGCUGUCUGCCGAUAACGGUACCCGUAUCAGCCUUGAGGAUGAUUCUAGGACCCUCAGCAGUUACGGAUUGCACUCUGGAUCAGUGGUCAGUCUUCUCAUCACCAACCCUGGACCUUUCCAAGUGUUCGUCAGGAAUGAGAAGGGCCAGACCGGAACGUAUGAAGUUGAUGUCAACGAGACCGUAGAUCAGCUUCAGGCUAAGAUCUACCGCAAAGAGAGAGUCCCUGUGGACCAGCAGAGACUGAUAUUCAACGGAAGGCAACUGGAGUCUGGCAGAAAGUUGCAGGAAUACGACAUCGCCUCAGGAAGCACCAUUCACAUGACUCUCCGUCUGCGAGGAGGCUGAUCGGUUAAAUGUGUGAAAAAAGGACUAAAAAGUGUUGUUGUUGUUAUAUGUGAUGUAAAUACGAUAGGCCUAUUAUACUCGCUAUCAAUGUUGUGGGUUUUAUUUUCAUAAUGUCUUUAGAACACAUGUAAUUCCAUUGCAUUAACCUGCUGAUGUCUUCAGGGUAACCAUUUCAGGUGUCCUUUACAUGUGUAAUUACACUGUAAUAACACCUUAAAAUAAAGUGUAACCGUCUUCAGAACUCAUGUAGGCUAAUUCCAUUGUAUCUAUCUGCAUUUUGUUCUGUAUCUUUCAGCAUUAUGAAUGAUCCUUCACUGUGACUAAAAUAAUAAAUGCUCCAAUCAUUCCCAAGAA